Messenger RNA from Seminavis robusta, 4115 nucleotides. The record is from the annotation of a GenBank genome assembly. Lineage: Eukaryota; Bacillariophyta; Bacillariophyceae; Naviculales; Naviculaceae.
GCGGUAGAUAAAAAAUAAAUAGCGACAAGACUCGCGCUGCCGACCCUUUCUUAGACCCUCGGAUUUUCUAUAGCCAGGCGGAGACGAACUCUCACUCCCAACAAAGACAAAGUGAAGUGAGUGAAGUCUCCUCUCACGACGGUAUUGCUUGAUAUGCCAGUCGAUAAAAACCUAAGCAACAAUUGAAAGCGUUCAAUUGCAGUGUGAAGAUAACGCGAUCACUUGGGUGUUUGAUUGUGUUUUGUGAGUGCAGUGACAAUGCUGGUGUCAAGCAGCGGCGAAGAAAAUCGGAUAUGGAUUCGGGCAUCAGCCAUUGAGGCAGUCCGCACUUCUCGACGAUCCUUUCAUGACAGUUGGCAAGCUUCGCUGAACAAUUCGGGUAGGCAUGAUGCAGCGGGACAAUAUGCGUCUCGUCGAUCUUCUUCGAUUGUUUCACUCUGUGAUUCCGAGAGCGAUGUCUGUUCCAUCCGGUCCUCGAGUGGUGCUCUGACGACUCAUGGCCGAGCUCCUCAAUGGGGCUGGAAAAUGGGUUAUCUCUUGGAAAGCACAGGAGGACAUGUAGUGGUUCGGGUGCAACAAACUCUGGAUGACGGGAUGCUCUCUCGGUUGCCUGAACAUGGUAGCAACACUCCGGAUAAUGACGUGGUCCGUCUCCCUUCCUCUGCUCUCAACGAUGGAGAUGUCCUCUUGGCCAAUGAAUAUCCGGUUGAUUCCACGGGAAACCAUGUCUGUCCCCAUGAUCUCAUUACGCUCACGCAUCUUCACGAACCAUCCGUCGUGGAGUGUCUAUCACAUCGAUACUUGCAAGAUACCAUCUACACCUUUACUGGUCCUGUUCUACUGGCGUUAAAUCCAUUCCAGCAACUACGUGGACUAUAUGGUGAAAACACCAUGAAGAAGUACUGGGAUCAUGCUGAAAAGUCAAGCUCCAGAGAAAGUCUACCACCUCAUGUAUACUCCAUCGCCGAUGCAUCAUUUCGCAGCAUGAUGAGAAAACUAGACGAAUCAUUGGAAGAAGAAUCACCCCAGGGCUGUGAUCAGAGUAUCUUGGUGUCUGGUGAGAGUGGAGCUGGGAAGACUGUCACUGCCAAGUUUGUCAUGAAGUAUCUUGCUGCUCUUUCACAACGCGCUGCUGUGGUACACAAGACUCCUCAGAAGCGAGCUUAUGCUAUUGUCGAAGAAAAGCGAAAAGCCCAACAAGAGCAACAGGAAAACACACUCAUGGGAACUCCUCCUCCUUCUGGUUGGAAGAAUGGUUGGAAUCCGUCCUCUGACAGACGUCAAUCUGGAGGAUCCUAUUCGCGUGGUCGGAACGAUAGUAAUAGAGAUGGAGGACUCGAUGCUGCCAACAGCCUCAGUGGCACACCGUCCAACUCCAUUGAGGCUCAAGUACUUCAGAGUAACCCUAUUUUGGAGAGUUUUGGAAAUGCCCGCACUGUCCGAAACGAUAACUCGAGCCGCUUUGGAAAGUUUAUUGAAAUGCAGUUUACUCGCUACGGCAAGCUCAUUGGAGCUCAGGUUGAAACCUACCUUCUGGAAAAGGUUCGAAUUGUCACCCAGAGCGUUGGUGAGCGCAACUACCACAUCUUCUUUGAACUGAUGUCAGGAGGAAUGGACGCCCGAGAACUACGUCAGUUCUUUCUCGCUGCCACUGCUGCUGCCGAUGAUUUCAAAAUCACUUGCAGUGGAACCUACGAUAGAAGAGAUGGCGUCAGCGACAAAGAUACUUACCGUGCCUUGCGAAAUGCCAUGAAUACCAUGAAGUUCCCUCCCAGUGAACAAAAAGACAUCUUCUCCGUCACAGCUGCUAUCCUCCAUGCUUCCAAUCUUGGCUUUUUGGAUCUUGGAGAGGAGUCUUCCUUGGAUGAACGCAAUGUUCACCUGGCUCCCGUAUGUCACUUGCUUGGAGUUACUGCUGGAGACCUGAAUCGAGCACUUUGCUACUUCUCUAUCACUGCCGGCAGAGACGUUACUGUUGAACGGUCUCUGACAUUGGAGAAGGCUGAAAAGGGACUGGAGGCACUGUUGAAAGCAACGUAUGGUGCCCUUUUUACCUACGUGGUUCGUCGCGUCAAUGAUUCAAUUGCCUUUGGCAAAGAACGAUACUUAGAUGAGGAGGAUGGAGAUUUUCAAAGGGCGAGCUUUAUUCAUGCCGCUGCUGCAUCCAUUGGUGUGUUGGACAUCUUUGGAUUCGAAUCCUUCACAACCAACUCGUUUGAACAGAUUUGUAUCAACUAUUGCAAUGAAGCCCUCCAACAACAGUUCAAUGCGUUUGUCCUUAAAAACGAACAAGAGGAGUACAAGCGUGAAGGAAUCGAAUGGAGCUUUAUCGAAUUCCCUGAGAAUCAAGACGUCUUGGAUCUGAUUGAGAAACGAGGGUCAGGUAUCUUGAGCAUUCUCGAUGAUCAAUGCCGGGCUCCAGGCACAUCCGACAAGUCCUUUGCUUUGGAUGUGUAUAAGAAAUGCCAAGACCAGCCCCGAUUCACAGCCACCCGAAAACAAACCGCCACUCUCCACUUCUCCGUCCACCAUUACGCUGGUCCUGUUGAGUAUACAACUGCAGGCUUCACCGAGAAGAACCGCGACGAAUUGCCCAAGGAAGCGAUUGAUUUGCUCACCCACAGCAUGAAUCCGUUUGUUCGAACGCUGGCAAGCAUUCUAGACGAGAGUGACAACGUGGCUGGACCCGAGAAUCAAGCUAAUGGACAAUACAAACUUCGAAGGAUGGAUUCGUCUUCUGUGGUAUCGAGAACCACAGUCGGAGGACAAUUCCGUCGCCAACUGCGAGAUUUGCGAAGCAAGGUUGACCUGACAUCUCCUCACUACAUUCGUUGCUUGAAGCCCAACGAUCACUUGGUACCUGAUCACUAUGAUACAGCUGUCGUUGCUGAGCAGCUGAAGUGCGGAGGAAUUCUGGAAGCAGUCAGGGUUGCACGAGCUGGGUUCACGCAGCACUAUCCCCACGCUGAUUUUGUACGUCGAUACCGAGCUUUGGCGUGGAGAGAACUCAAGCAGAAGGAGACUGUCCGCGGCCAUGUUCACACCAAUCCAUACGGUCCCCAUAACACCCCAGCUGCCGCUCAGAAGCGACAAUCACACCGAGGCUCCUUCCGUGGUGGCAGGUUUCCGCCGUCUCCCGAGCCAACAAGACCAGUCGAAGAAUCCAAACCAAUCGAUCACAAAGCCUUGUGCCGGGAUCUCAUCAGAGUCUUGUACAAGAAAGUGCAGGCUUUUGACCUUGCUCAAAACAACAACAACAAUUGCUCCGACUCGGAUGACAUUUCUUUCGAGGCGCCAUCUACACCCGCCGCAAAGGCCAAGUCCUACUCUUAUCAGGCAUCUACACCGUCUCCAACCUGGUCCAAGCGAGAAAACAUUCGAGCUGACAGAGGCCUGCCGCCUGCGCCUCUGACUGCACCCGUGAAGAGGUACUCUUUGGAUGCAAAGAAAGAGACUCCGCCUGUAAGUUCCAGUCGUCGUGCAUCAGCGCCGCCCGCCGUGGAGUCUGUCCGAAUGGGAAUACAAAUGGGUAAGACAAAGGUUUUCCUUCGUCACAGCGCAUUUGAGUCUCUCGAACGACUGCGCAGCCGUGAGCAAACCGUCGCCGCUACGAAGCUGAACUCUAUUUUCAGACGGUAUCUUGCUCGCAUUGCCUACGUCCCUGUCCGAAAUGCCUUUCGUCGCGAAAUGGGCGAACGCUUCGGCAUGCUGGACAGCGACGAAUACAAAGAGGCCAAGGAACAAGAAUUUGAAGACUAUGGCAAUCAGGUUGCAAGCACGAAUCUCCGGUUCCGAAGUUCAUUCACUGUGUUCAGCGAGGGUGGCUCGGUCAUUAUCAACAAAUGGGACUCUCUCGUACGAGAAGCAAUCCACAACCCAGUUCCAAGGAAUGAGUGGGGCAAGGCUGCCCCAGAACGUGAUGACUUCAAAUGGAUUCUCAAAGAGGGCAUCUGGGUUAAGAAUCGUCAUAUAUUAGAAAACUUUGAGGGAGGCCACCAAGUGUGUUGACAACGGUAUUUUUUGAAAGAGCACUGUGUCGCCAUCAUUAUCAAUCAUACGUAGGACAAACUAGCGCAUUAAAAAAGUCAUAAUGAUAAACAUACAUUCUUUUUAUG